UGAGACGGGCACCCGUGCACCCCGGAGACCAUGAUCCUGCCCCGCGCGCUGCCCCUGCUGCUGGCCAUGCUGCUGGUGGGGGCGGGCAACGCCGCCUUCCCCGAAGAGCCCGGGCCCCUGAGCGUGGCCCCCGAGGACUAUGUCAAGCAGUACUCGGUGUUCGUGGGCCACGGCUUGAGCCGCUUCUCAGGCGCGGAUGGCGCCGGGGCCGAGCGCCUCAACAUCCAGCGCAUGCUGAAGGUCAACCAGACGCUGUACAUCGGAGACAGGGACAACUUGUACCGUGUGAGCCUGGAGCCUGCCACCACCAGCGAGAUGCGCUACCAGCGGAAGCUGACGUGGAAGUCGAACCAACAUGACAUCAACAUCUGCCGCAUGAAGGGGAAGCACGAGGCAGAGUGCCGGAACUUCCUCAAGGUGCUGCUGGUGCAGGACCCGGGCACCCUCUUCGUGUGCGGCACCAACGCCUUCAACCCCGUCUGCGCCAACUACAGCAUGGACAUGCUGGAGCCCAUUGGAGACAAUGUCAGCGGCAUGGCCCGGUGCCCCUACGACCCCAAGCACGCCAACGUCGCCCUCUUCACAGGCGGGAUGCUGUUCACAGCCACAGUGACGGAUUUCCUGGCCAUCGACGCCGUGAUCUACCGGAGCCUGGGGGACAGUCCCACCCUGCGCACUGUCAAGCACGACUCCAAGUGGUUCAAAGAGCCCUACUUCGUCCAUGCUGUGGAGUGGAAGAGCCACGUCUACUUCUUCUUCAGGGAGAUCGCCAUGGAGUUCAACUACCUGGAGAAGGUGGUGGUGUCACGGGUGGCGCGGGUGUGCAAGAAUGACAUGGGCGGCUCGCAGCGCGUGCUGGAGAAGCAGUGGACGUCCUUCCUCAAGGCCCGGCUCAACUGCUCUGUGCCGGGCGACUCGCACUUCUACUUCAACGUCAUCCAGGCCGUCACCGACAUCCUGGAGCUGGACGGGCGGCCCGUGGUGCUGGCUGUCUUCUCCACACCUGCCAACAGCAUCCCUGGCUCGGCCGUCUGCGCCUUCGACAUGGCCCAGGUGGCGGCCGUCUUCGAGGGGCGCUUCCGGGAGCAGAAGUCCCCUGAGUCCAUCUGGACGCCGGUGCCUGAGGAGCUGGUGCCGAAGCCACGGCCCGGGUGCUGCGCCGCCCCUGGCAUGCGCUACAACUCCUCCAGCGCCUUCCCCGACGAGAUCCUCAACUUCAUGAAGACGCAUCCGCUGAUGGAUGAGUCGGUGCCAGCGCUCGGCAACGCCCCCUGGAUCAUCCGCACCAUGACGCGGUCCCAGUUGCGCAGGAUUGUGGUGGACAGCGCGGCGGGGCCAUGGGGCAAUCACACCGUGGUCUUCCUGGGCUCCGACACUGGCACCAUCCUCAAGUUCCUGAUCAAGCCCAACAUCAGCGCCAGCCCCUCAGCCGCCGGCAUCGAGAGCCAGAGCCUGCUGCUGGAAGAGUUUGAGACCUACUCCCCCGGGAGGUGCGGCAGAGACAACGCAGACGAGAGGCGGCUGCUGGGCAUGGAGCUGGACAAAGCCACGGGGUCCCUGCUGUUGGCCUUCCCGCCCUGCGUGGUGCGGGCACCCAUCGCCCGCUGCCAGCAGCAUGCCAGCUGCAUGAAGAACUGCCUUGGGAGCCGGGACCCCUACUGCGGCUGGACCCCCGAGGGCUCCUGCCUCUUCCUGGAAGCCAACACCAGAGCUGCAUUUGAGCAGGACAUCGCAGGCGGCAGCACCUCCCACCUCGGGGACUGCGAGGGGCUGGUGACCGAGAGCUUCAUGGACGAGCCGGACGGGCUGGUCUCGGUGAACCUGCUGGUGAUCUCCUCGGUGGCUGCCUUCGUCAUCGGCGCGGUGAUCUCGGGCUUCAGCGUGUGCUGGUUCAUCGGGCACCGGGACCGCAAGGAGCUGGCGCGGCGCCGCGACAAGGAGAACAUCCUGGCGCACAGCGAGUCAGUGGUGAGCGUCAGCCGUCUGGGCGAGCGGCGGCCCCGGCCCGGCCCCCCCGAGAACCUGCUGGCACCGCUGAUGCAGAACGGCUGGCCCAAGGGGCUGCUCAAGGUGGGGCAGCCCGACCUGGAUUCGGGGGUGCUGCCCACGCCCGAGCAGACUCCGCUGCAGCAGAAGCGCUGCCCUGGCAGCCUCAAGAACUGCAAGUGGGAGCAGAGCCACAACCUCAUCAACGCCUCCCUGCGGGACCCUGGCUGCCCCGGCUCCUCUGUCAUCCUGCUUCACACCGGCCACCCCCAGGGGCCCCCCCACAUCCGGGCCGGGCAUGGCAUGCCCAUGGCCUGCCGCUCUGUGCUCAUGGACCAGGAGCUGGAGGACGAGGGGAGCGACUCCUCCAUGGACAUGCACUACCUGCCGGUGAGUGGGGGCCUCGAGCAUGGCGAGGGGCCCCGGCCCCAGCCGGCGCAGCCCCCCGCCUCCCACCGGCCCGGCGUGGGCAGGGGCUCCUACGGCGAGUUCCCCAUCACGCCGCAUGCCAGCCCGGACCGGCGCCGGGUGGUGUCGGCGCCCGGCGGGGAGGCCGGGGACUUCUGCGAGGGCAGCCCCUGGAACCCCGACAAGCUGAACUUCAACAGCAACAAUGCAGCCAGCAAGGCGGCUGCCCACCUCAAGAGGAACCACACGUUCAACAGCGGCGAGGCGCAGGGGGGCUAUGGCCGGCCCGGCGGGGCCCCGCGGGCACACCCACACCCGCACGCCCUCACGGACCUCAGCCACCUCCUCAAGUACGGCAUCGAGCGGACUCCCUCCGUUAAAUAGGAGCCGGCUGCCCAGGGGGUGUGGCUUGGUUUGGUGCCCGCCUCUCAGGGGGCGGGGCUCCAGAGAGGGGCGUGACCCAGGGAGGCUCCUCCCCCCAAGACCUGCGUGUCUCCAGGAAGGACUGUAGGGGGCGCUGGAGAGCAGUGGGGCCGGGGACGGUGGGCGAUGUGGGUCUUGGACUGUGCCCUCUGCCCACCCCAGGUGCCCCCACUGUCCCCCGUGGGGCCUGGCAGUGGCAGGCCCGGGGUGAGGAUUUCCUACCCAGCACAAGGCGCCGGGGGCUGGGACCCGGCUGGGGGACCUGGGCAUCCCCCCACUCGCCUGCUUCUCCUUUUUGUACUGGAUGCGGGGGGCCGGGCUGGCAC
Messenger RNA from Gavialis gangeticus (Gharial), 3143 nucleotides. It is a transcript of the gene SEMA6B, whose product is annotated as semaphorin 6B. The transcript is spliced from 16 exons. Gene Ontology annotation, molecular function: chemorepellent activity; semaphorin receptor binding. The coding region runs from base 31 to 2778 and encodes 915 amino acids. Gene Ontology annotation, biological process: semaphorin-plexin signaling pathway; negative regulation of axon extension involved in axon guidance; positive regulation of cell migration. The record is from RefSeq and is a predicted model, not a curated record. Lineage: Eukaryota; Metazoa; Chordata; Crocodylia; Gavialidae.